Chlamydomonas reinhardtii is the source of this 1793-nucleotide messenger RNA. RefSeq lists its product as uncharacterized. NCBI's taxonomy places the organism in Eukaryota, Viridiplantae, Chlorophyta, Chlorophyceae, Chlamydomonadales, Chlamydomonadaceae. The coding region runs from base 153 to 1208 and encodes 351 amino acids. The transcript has 6 exons. Gene Ontology annotation, cellular component: mitochondrial inner membrane. Gene Ontology annotation, molecular function: phosphate transmembrane transporter activity. The record is from RefSeq and is a predicted model, not a curated record. Gene Ontology annotation, biological process: mitochondrial phosphate ion transmembrane transport.
CUUCAGCCCUUCGCGCUGCGCUUGCUGCCUCACAUUCUGUAGUACUUGUUUGUUAUUAGAGCUGUUUGUAGGACUAGCGGACCAGCUGUCGAGCGGCCGAAGCACAUCCUUCCGACAAUCAACUUUGUCGUGUCCGUUUGCCAAGGACCAAGAUGGCCCCUCAGACCAGCCCCAUGGUGUCCGCUGCCCUGGCGACCAUGCAGCCCAAGCAGGAGCAGCAGCCCGCCGUUCCCGCCCUCAGCUCGGCGCUGAACACCGGCAUUCUGGGCAAGAUGGUCGCCGCUUCGGCUACUGAGGUUGCUCCUCGCAAGAUUGAGCUCUAUAGCAGCGAGUACUACUGGACCUGCGCUCUGGGUGGCGUUGCCAGCUGCGGUCUUACGCACAUGGGCGUGACCCCUCUGGAUGUCGUCAAGUGCAACAUUCAGACCAACCCCGCCAAGUACAAGGGCAUUUCGACCGGCUUCCGUGUGCUGGUGGCGGAGCAGGGCGCUGCUGGUCUGUUCAAGGGCUGGGUGCCCACGCUGCUGGGCUACUCCGCCCAGGGUGCCUGCAAGUUUGGCCUCUACGAGUACUUCAAGAAGACCUACGCUGACAUGGCCGGCGAGGAGGUGGCCAAGAAGUACCAGAGCGCCAUCUUCCUGGCGGGCUCGGCCUCUGCUGAGUUCUUUGCCGACAUUGCCCUGUGCCCCUUCGAGGCCGUCAAGGUCAAGGUGCAGACUGUGCCCGGCUUCGCCAAGGGCCUGUCUGACGGCCUGCCCAAGUUCGUGGCGCAGGAGGGCUGGGGCGGCCUGUUCAAGGGCAUCAAGCCUCUGUGGGGCCGCCAGAUCCCCUACACCAUGAUGAAGUUCGGCGCCUUCGAGAACACGGUGCAGGCCAUCUACAAGUACGCCAUGCCCAAGCCCAAGAGCGAGUGCUCCAAGGGCGAGCAGCUGGGCGUGUCGUUCGCGGCCGGCUACAUUGCUGGUGUGUUCUGCGCCGUGGUGUCGCACCCCGCCGACAACCUGGUGUCCAAGCUGAACGCGCAGAAGGGCGCCACCGUCGGUGACAUCGUCAAGGAGAUGGGCUGGUACGCGCUGUUCACCCGCGGCCUGGGCCUGCGCAUUAUCAUGAUCGGUACCCUGACCGGGCUACAGUGGGGCAUCUACGAUGCCUUCAAGGUGUCCAUGGGCCUGCCCACCACCGGCUCCGUCGAGGAGAAGAAGAAGUAAGCGCCUGCUGCCGGCAUGGAGCGGCCGCAGUUCAUGGGCCUGGGCGUGGAGCAGGGGCAUGAGUAGGAGGCGGCUGCGAGUGCAGGGAGAGGCGGUGCGAACUGCGGGCGGGCGUAGCGUCUGCACGCGUGUUCGCGCUAUUUACUAUGGGGGGGGGUAGGGAGGGGUUCGGCAUAGCCGACAGCUUAGGUGUGAUAACCUCGACGGACCUACAGUGUGCGCGGGAGCGUGUGUGCGCCCCGGCGGCUCGGCGUGUGCCGGCGACGGGAGGCAGGGAGGUGGACUCAAGACCAGCAUCACUGACGCUUGCGCCUUGAGCCCCAGAGCUUGACUGCUGCUGCCCUAAAGAGGGUGGCGGCUGUGUGCAUCUACAAGUAUUCUUUUGUCUACUGAAUUAUGAAUGAUGGUAUCGUGUCGGGCGCAAAGUUUGUCGAUGUAUUCGAGUAGUGUGUAGAGGAGUUUGCAGCUUAACAACACAACAUAAAGGAGUCCCCUAUCCUCGGCGCUUAAGUGGUUGAGUGGACGGAACAUGAGGCGGUAACGGCACGUGCGCAUGCGAUGCUUUGGUUGUAAGGAGGAUGGUGC